Gastrolobium bilobum is the source of this 1278-nucleotide messenger RNA. RefSeq lists its product as uncharacterized. The coding region runs from base 213 to 953 and encodes 246 amino acids. The transcript has 4 exons. The record is from RefSeq and is a predicted model, not a curated record. NCBI's taxonomy places the organism in Eukaryota, Viridiplantae, Streptophyta, Magnoliopsida, Fabales, Fabaceae.
UAGACACUCUGUGUAAAAAUCUUUUCUUGACCGUUCAUUCAUUCAUCCCACAAAACUUUUUUUUCUUUUGCUUUAUCACCGCAUAGCCACAGACACAACUUCACAAACUUUAAACCCCUCUUCCUAUACUCCUACAAUUCUUGGGUCUUUCUCAGCCAUCAACCCCAUUUAGAAUUUCCCCCUUUUUUUAUUUUUUUAUAAAAUUAGUUGCUAUGGGGAAACGAAAACGGAUUUCUGAUCACACCCAAUCCCAGAGGGAUCAUCACCCACGUUCAUGUUCUCCUUCUUCGGAAGCCAUUCGAUGCUCUUCCAACAACAUGGAGCUAUUGUCAGAUGAGAAGCCUUCACAUUCAGGCAACCCUGGUGCACACCCUCUGCCACCUGUAUUGGAUAUAACAGAUGGAUCUAUGAAGCUACUAAAUUCGCAUCCAACAAUGGCACACCAUCAUCAAAAUCUUGGUCGUUCAAUAUUUUUGAAACGUUCACGGCAUUACUAUGGCCACCAGUAUUCUCGACGUAACUCUGCCAAUCAUGCCAAUGCAUCUUCUUCUCGUGGCAAGGGUACUUCUUCAUAUGAUGAUGGACUUUCUUUCAAGUUGGCUUCUCAACCCAACUCACUGUCCAGACAACAACAUGCAGAAUAUAGAGAGAAGACAUUUUCCAGGCCUGAGAGAAUCCGGUCAAGUUCCUUAGUGAUGGAUUCAGUAUCACCAGAUGUAGUGAAUAUGGUUUGUGGGAUUUGUGAGAAGCCAUUGAGACGGAAAUUGAAUUUUCUGGGGAGUUCCUUGUCUUGCUGUGAGCUUUCAGUUGUGGCAGUGUUAGUAUGUGGUCAUGUUUAUCAUGCAGAUUGUCUGGAGCAGAGAACUAGCCUUGAAGAACUACGUGACCCGCCAUGCCCCAUGUGUGCAGGUUCAUUACUCUUGCAGGCUCAUGACUCCAAAGGACAGGAAUAGUUUCCAAGUAGAUCAAUAUUACAAAUUUGACGUUGAUCAUCUACAUGUAAUGGGACAGAGUUUUGUCCACAGAUAACAAACUCAAAGAUAGGUCAUUUUGCUGCAAAUGGACUAUAGACUAUAGAGAGCUACCAUAAAGAUUUUGUACAUUGUAAGGAUCUCUGCAUGCAUUAUAUGUAGGAUUUGUGGAUCAGGGGUAGUUUGUGUAAUUUCUUUUGUUUUGUUUUUUCACGAGGUCCAUAGGGGAUUAUCUGAGUGAUGACGUAGAAAUUCUAAUAGCUGUAAAUGUUUUAGAAUUUCAAUGAUAUACUAGUUGAAAUAAUUG